This is a messenger RNA of Cataglyphis hispanica, 1899 nucleotides long. Its product is annotated as short neuropeptide F. Lineage: Eukaryota; Metazoa; Arthropoda; Insecta; Hymenoptera; Formicidae. The coding region runs from base 120 to 446 and encodes 108 amino acids. The transcript has 4 exons. The record is from RefSeq and is a predicted model, not a curated record.
GGGUCCCUCGGUAUCGCCACACUUCGCAUCAUUACCACCGUAACGUGCGAGCCACUCAAUCACCGCUCGUCAUCUGAGACUAUAGUUCAAGAAUUCGAACGCGAGAAUAUAUAAGCGCCAUGUACGCUAAACGCUGCGCCGCCCUCGUUCUUCUCGUCGUGACAGUCGGCCUCGUAAACGCCAUUGAAAAUUACAUGGAUUACGGAGAAGAGAUGGCGGAGAAAACACCCGCGGACAACAUCCACGAGUUCUACAGGCUUCUGCUGCAACGCAACGCACUGGAUAACGCUGGUUUCGGCAGCAUCCCGUUGGAGCACCUGAUGAUCCGCAAGUCGCAGCGAUCCCCGUCGCUGCGUCUUCGAUUCGGUCGUUCCGGACCGCACAUUUCCGCGAGGGACCUGGCGAGACCCAUGGGCGCGGCGGCGGGAUACAACGACAACAAUUAAUCGGCGGAGCUGAUCCAGGGACACCUUUUCAAUUCGUUCUUGAUGGAAACGCGACUACCCUCUCUUGUAUAAAUUAUGUACAACUCGUGUCUCGUGUGUGUGUAUGUGUGUGUGUGAGUGUGCGUGCGUGUGUAUGUGUGCGUAUACUUUGUUCGCUGACCGGGCUUCCCUCUCUCGCGUCUCUUGAAAACUCUUUAAAAGGUGCAAAGCAUACGGCGAAUGCUAAUUUGCGCGCAAUCACGAUUGUGCACAAUCCGAAAGAUUAAUUAAAAGUAAAGAAGAAAAAAAUUGUGUCUUUUAUUUAUGUUAUUUGCGCCUUUUAUUUCCGCGCGUGUUUUAAUUAAAUUUAACACAACGGAACUGACGUAAUUGUCUCUGUUUCGCCUUGUACGAGAUUUUACGAGACGGUUGCUUUAUCUCAAGGGACGUGUUCCACGCAUUUAAAGAUAUUGUAUAUUUGUUUCGUAUAAUUGCGGGCAUUCCUCAAAUGAUACCGAUUUCAACCUUGUCAUUUUCGUUAAUUAGUGGCAGCGCUGUAAAAGGAAACUUGGCCUAAGUUCUUCGUUCGAUGGGGAUAACAAUCUGAGUUGCUUUGAAUCGUUUACGAAAGCAAUUGUUUCUUCGUUUAAUUACGCGCACAUCGGCACAGAAACGUAGAAAUAAUUUGCGCGAUGAUAUACAUGUCCCAGACGUUCCAAGCGAUUUACCGAUGAUGUACAUUUCAUGUCGAUUUCUUUCAAAAUUAAUAUUAAAAUACAAUCUUUAAAUAUUAAACAAAAACAAAAAAAAAGAUUUAUACGUUAAAUAUUUAAUUUAUAAAAAUUUAUAUGUCAUUUUUUUUCAUUAUCAACAUCUUAUAUUUUGAUUAGCAAGUUUUCUCAAAUUAAAUUUUUAUUAAAACACUUGAGGCAUAGCAUUUUAUUGUCCAUUUAGAAAUCCAUUAAGAGCUUUUAUUGGUCCAUAACGUAUCAUUUUGUAUCGAUCUUCUGAAUAUUAUUCUAAAGAAAGAUGAUAAAUUUUUUUAUGCGCGUGUAAAAUCUGAACUCUAAAGCAUCAUUCGGUACUUCUGGGACAUUAAAAUUUUCAACAGCUGGCCUGUUGGUCUAUCGAUCGAUUAAUAGGCGUAGUCUUUCGAUAAAUGUGCCAAAUAAUAUGAUCGUUGUAUCAUGAUGAAAAAUAAUAUCUACUCUGUCUAUAAAACAUAUACACAGAGCAGAUUAUAAAACUGUUACGACAAUUUAAAAAUACAUACGCGUAUUAUGGGAGCCGAUCGCAAAAUCAUUAAUGAUGCAUGUAGAUUGGCGAUUGAAAUAUAUAUGUGUAAAAAGAAUAAAAAAAAGAAAAAAAUACAAACUAGUUAUUUGCCGCAACAAGAGGGUCGCGUCUCAAAUGUGUGAAUAUGUCAAUUUGCAAAAUUAAAAAUAAAUUAUUAUGUAACACUGUGUCACAUUUA